UAAUAUUUACUAAUCUACGUUUUUCUUGUUUAUUUUUUAUUUUUAUUUUUUUAAAAAGUUAUUUUUUCGCGGUCAAAUGUCUCUUUUCCUUCUCUUUUCUUCCCUCUAUAUCUCCCACUUCCUCCCACCUUCUUCACUAAGAAAGCCUCUUCCUUGCCUUUACAUCCAUUAGCUUCACCAUUUUCUCUCUUGCUUCGAAGGGCUAUAUAUCCAAAUUUUGUAAGUAUUAUCCAUCAAAUCUCAAUUCAAGAUUCUGUCGGUUCUGUUUAUAACUAUCUAUCUCCUUUUAACAUUUUGCCCAUUUUACUUUGUUUAAGCAACUGAUCUUACAGACCCAUUUUCUGUUUUUAGCUUCCUUCAUCUUCUACUCCUAAAAAGGACAGUGAAUGUUUCACUUCCUCAAACUUCAAACACAAUUGGGUGUCAAGCUACUUUCAUGUUUGUGGUUUCUGUUUCCUCAAACAUAAGCAACCGUUUUCAAAGCCUUUCAGAGUCCUCUGUUUCCUUCUAGCAUUAGCCAUUUGCUACAAACUGAAUUCUUUUUUGGUGAAUUCCUUGUCUUUUACUUUCUAAUGGAGAAGACCAUGGAUUUGGAGCAAAAGAAUCUAAUCAGUGAGCUAAUCCAAGGGAAGGAACUAGCAAAGCAGCUCAAGAGACAGAUUGAACUUUGUUCAUCCCAAGAAACGAGAGAUUUAUUGGCUGCACAGAUAGUAUUGUCCUAUGAAAAAGCGAUUUCGCUGCUUAAUCAGAGUGCUUUUCAUGGAGAAACCAAGCCCACAAUAGAAUCCCCGAGUCCCUUUGGCAGCCCAAGAAGUGAGAUCUGUGAUCAAGAUUCUGACCAAAAAGAUAUCUUCAAGAAAAGGAAAACAAUGCCCAGGUGGACUGAGAAAGUGAAGGUUUGCUCGGAGUCAGGGCUUGAUGGACCUACAGAUGAUGGUUAUUGCUGGAGGAAGUACGGCCAAAAAGAUAUUCUUGGAGCUAAUUAUCCAAGGAGCUACUAUAGAUGUACACAUAGGUAUGUUCAAGGUUGUUUGGCUACAAAGCUAGUUCAAAGGUUGAAUGAAGACGCAUCGAUUUUGGAAGUAACAUACCGAGGACGGCAUACCUGUAGGCAAUCCUCUCAUUUAGCCACGGCAUCAGCAACACUAAACAAACAAGAGUUUAAACAAAAAGAAAACGAAAUUACUUUUCGACAACAUGAAAAGGAAAAGCCAAAGCAGCCGCAGAAAAUGUUGAGUGAUAACGUAGCAGGGCUUAAAGUGAAAACAGAGGACUUGGACACGAGGGAGGAUGACAUUUUUCCAUUAUUUUCUUUCCCUUCUACAUCAACAGAAUGUGAAUAUGUGGAAAACCAAAUUUUCUCCGAGUCAAUGAUGGAAAACAACUUCAUGGGUAGUUUUUCUCCACCAUUUAUAUCUCCAGCAACGUCAGAAUCAAACUACCUCUCUGUUUCACCUUUCCGCUUGAUCAACUUUGGACUAAGAGACAAUGUCCAAAUUUCCGAAUCCGAACUCACCGAGAUACUGUCAGCCCCUACAUCAGUCGCCAAUUCGCCGAUCGGGGACCUGGAUUUCCAACUCAAUGAGGAUGAUUUUCAAUUGAAUUUCUCCUUCGACAACCAUGAACUUUUCUCCUAAGUGUUCUUCAAUCCUGAAUAGUUCAGUUUACUGGAUAAGCAAUGAGGUUGAUGAUCCUGCCAGCAUAUUAACAUCUACGAAAAGAAUGUUGAUACGUAUGGUGGCCAUUUCAAAGCAUAGAAUAUGACAUGAUUAUGGCUCUGAUGCUGGCCAAGAGAGUUUUUUUCCUUUUUCCUAGGCAGUCUAAUUGAUUUAUAAUUUUUAUUUUUAUUUUUGGUGCAAGAUGAUAAGUGGUAAGUUGUUGAGGGAUAAAAUUUGCAUUCUUGCUGCCAUGUAAAUUGUUAAAUUCUAGUAAUAGUGAUAAAUCAUGCAAAAUGAAGAUGAAUCUAAAAUUCACUUGGCUUGAUAAA
Molecule: messenger RNA, 1987 nt
Organism: Ziziphus jujuba (common jujube)
Lineage: Eukaryota; Viridiplantae; Streptophyta; Magnoliopsida; Rosales; Rhamnaceae
Product: probable WRKY transcription factor 53
Exons: 3
Coding region: 573-1637 (354 amino acids)
Biological process (GO): regulation of DNA-templated transcription
Cellular component (GO): nucleus
Molecular function (GO): transcription cis-regulatory region binding; DNA-binding transcription factor activity
Source: RefSeq, a predicted model, not a curated record